AUGGAAACGCGGAUCGUCAAGGUCAAGAGCAAAGAGCUCGGCCACUUCGAACCAGGCGGCGAGAGGCUCGGCCGAUGGCAGGUGGCCUCCGACCCCGUGGCCACGGCCGAACUGCGUGAAGCGGCCGCCUACCUGCGCACAAACGACACCCCCGUCGCCUUCCCCACGGAGACCGUCUACGGCCUCGGCGCCGACGCCACCCGCUCCGCCGCCGUCAAGGGCAUCUACGCCGCCAAGGGCCGGCCCUCCGACAACCCCCUCAUCAUCCACGUCAGCGACCUCACCAUGCUGCGCCGCUUCCUGGCCCCCGCGGCGCCGUCCGACGCAUCAGGCGCGCCGCCGUCCGAAGCAUCAGACGCACCAGACGCCGCAGACGCCGCCGCCGUCGAGGACCCCAUCCCCGCCAUCUACAAGCCCCUCCUCGAGCGCUUCUGGCCGGGGCCCCUGACCAUCCUGCUGCCCCUGCCCUCGCCCUCGCCCCUGGCCCCCGAAGUCACAGCCGGCCUGCCGACCUUCGCCGUCCGCAUGCCCGCCUCGCCCCUGGCCCUCUCCCUCAUUGCCCUCGCCGACACGCCCCUCGCCGCCCCCUCGGCCAACGCCUCGACCAAGCCCUCGCCCACCGCCGCGCGCCACGUCCUCGACGACCUCGCCGGCCGCAUCGAGCUCAUCCUCGACGCCGGCCCCUGCGCCGUCGGCGUCGAGAGCACCGUCGUCGACGGCCUCUGCGACCCCCCCGUCGUCCUGCGCCCCGGCGGCCUCGCCCUCGACCGCCUGCGCGCCUGCCCCGGCUGGGCCCGCGCCGUCAAGGCCUACCGCGACGCCAGCGAGGAGGGCGCCGCCGCGCCCCGCGCCCCGGCAUGA
Messenger RNA from Verticillium dahliae VdLs.17, 861 nucleotides. Its product is annotated as SUA5 protein. The transcript has a single exon. The coding region runs from base 1 to 861 and encodes 286 amino acids. Gene Ontology annotation, cellular component: cytoplasm. NCBI's taxonomy places the organism in Eukaryota, Fungi, Ascomycota, Sordariomycetes, Glomerellales, Plectosphaerellaceae. Gene Ontology annotation, biological process: regulation of translational fidelity. The record is from RefSeq and is a predicted model, not a curated record. Gene Ontology annotation, molecular function: tRNA binding; nucleotidyltransferase activity; double-stranded RNA binding.